Arabidopsis arenosa is the source of this 954-nucleotide messenger RNA. Lineage: Eukaryota; Viridiplantae; Streptophyta; Magnoliopsida; Brassicales; Brassicaceae. The record is from the annotation of a GenBank genome assembly.
UCUCGCUUCUUCUCUUCUCUAAUCUCUAGUUUUCUACUAGGAAGUUUGUUACCGGCGGCGAUUGAUCGUAACAGAUUCUCGCCGGAGAAUUGGUUUUGGGGAACUGGAAUCAUUUUCCUUUGGUGUGAAAGAAGAUGAAGAUAAUUGUAAAAACUUUGAAGGGGACUCGCUUCGAGAUCGAAGUUAAACCCAACGAUUCGGUUGCUGAAGUGAAGAAGAACAUAGAGACUGUUCUGGGAGCUAGUGAAUAUCCUGCUGCACAACAAAUUCUUAUUCAUAAAGGGAAAAAGCUUAGAGAUGAAACAACAAUGGAAGCCAACAAAGUUUUUGAGAAAAGUGUUAUUGCCAUUAUGAUAACCAAGGGAUGUCUAGAAGAGAUGGAGAAGCAGCCUCCUUCAAACCAAGACCUUGUAGACUGGGACACGGCGAUGAUCUUAUGCUCUAUCCACCACGAGCCCACUGAAGAAAUAGAUGGACACAGUGGUAACGAAUUGGCACAACCUGAAGAGGACUUGUUGCAACUCCAAGUCACAGCUGCGGAUAAUGAAGCAAUCAAACGGCUUGAAGCGAUGGGAUUCGAGAGAAGGUUGGUGUUGGAGGCGUUCUUCGCUUGCAACAAGAACGAACAGUUGGCUGCAAACUAUCUUCUCGAUCACAUCCAAUAAUAACAUCCACUCUAAAUCAAACUUGAGUGUUUUUUCUUCUGGGGUCCUAAAGUGGUUACAUGUUAUGGAGACUCAAAUGUCUUGUUAUGGUUACUUUUUGCUGUUGUACACAGUUGGGGUGAUUGAUUUGUAAUUGUACCUACCUUUCGUUACAAAACUGAGUUUUAUAUAUAACUCACUAUAAUCAUUUCCAAAAACACUACGAAUUCAAGAUUUUUGGUUGAUGCUUUAUAUCUAAUUCAUAUAUAUAUAAACUUGUAGUGGCUAAGAAUAAACAAGUUCUUGUAUG